AGUGAGGAAUGUGGGCUGGGUUUAACAGGAGGGUCUUUAUUUAAAGUGUAGUCGGGGCUGUGGCUGACCGUUCCUCCUGCACCAGCUGUUUUAUCCAUGUGCUUUUGGUUGCUUCUUUUCGAUCACAGCACUGGUUCCAAAAUAUGGAAUAGGAAUGUGCCACGAGUCCAAAACCACAGAUUGGAAACCCUAGUUGUGUUGUCUUUUGUGCCAAGAUGUUGAAAUUACUGAAGCAUUCUUGUUUGUCAACUGGCUCUGUGCAACAAGGGGCUGAUCCUGAAGACAGUUUUAAAUCCUUUGGGCGUAGAUCAUUAGGACAGGACAGUGGCUAUGAUGAAACUGAAAGCACAACUCCAUCAGCUAAUAAUUCCAGUGGAACUGUAGGAGAGCUUGAAUCACUUAUGGCCAAUAUGUCUCCUGUGGUGUGCAAAGAAAGCCGACUCUAUACUGGUAAGCCAUCAUUCUUUUCAGUUGAAAAAAAAUGGCCUGAUGGGAAAAGAACCAACUCUACUUCACCAACUCUGUAUGAAACACCUAGGACCACUGGCAAGAGGAUCACAUUACGUCGGCGACUUCUUGAGUCUCGUCUAGCCUCAAGUGGAAGUGUGGAAUUGUGCAAAACUGUUAGCCAAUGUACUGAAGCUGGUGCAGUAGAAUGGCCUUGUACCAGAAAAGGUUAUAAAGACUCUUUUUGUUUGAACAGUUCACUGGACUCUCCUGAGCUCUUGAACUCUGAAGCUUUGGCAACCAGCACUUUAAAGAAUGUGGAAAGUGACACUUCAUAUAGAACUAAAAGAUAUUUGUUUGCACAGCAGCGAACCUCCACAAUAGAUGACUCAAAGGGUAAAAAUGAGUUAACAUUUGCUGAAUGUGUAACUCUUGAUCAAUCCACUAUAUAUAAUCUUGAAUUGAGCAGUUUCUCUUUCUCUGGAGACAAUGAUGAAUGCACUGCAGCUGAGCCCUUUGAGACACCAUCUAACUAUGGGAAAUCUGAAAUACAUGGAGAUGACCAGUUCCUUACUCCAGUGAGCAACUUUGUAGUGAGCUUCCAUAUAAACUUGUCUGACAGUAGGACAUUAUCCAAGACCCCUUCACAUGGCAAAUUGGAUACCUCAACAACUGAGGACAGUGGCUAUAAUUCUGUUGGUUUGGAAAAAUCUGAUUUCCUUUCAAACCAUGAAUGUUCCUUCCAGGAGUUGGUACAAAACCAAAAGAGAACACCCAAGAUGUUAGAUUGUAAAAAGUCUCAAAGAAGUUUGGAAAGAACCAAGCGGUUAUCCACUCUCAGUGAGCGAGGUUCCCAGUCUGAGGCAGAAGAUGAAAACAGAGGAGCUCAUCUACUGAGAUCAGAUUAUAACCUAGAAUCUCCCACUAAACAGAAUGAGUUGGUGUUUGAGGAAGAAACCCAUGAGGAAUCUCUGAAGUGCAAGGAUUUAUCUCGAACUCCUGCUUUACAGUUAGUGCAGGAAAUGUGCAUGAGAAAAAGAAAAAAGCUUGGGAAUACCAUUGUGCAAGAUCCCAGUCAGUCAGAGGAAAAGCCAUUGGGUGAAUCUAUGCCAUCAUUAUGUAGACUCAUUGGCAGGAAAAUGGGCUUAGAUAAAGUGGAUAUUCUGAAAGAACUGUUGAACAGGAAUCUGACACACGUUCUUACUAUAAUUUUGUGCCACUUAUGUGUAGGAGACCUCUGCAGAACAAGGAAGGUGAGCAAAAUCUGGAAGAAAAUUGUCAAGCAAGAUCAGACAGCAUAUUUUAGGCGGAAGCAAUACCUGGAUGAAAUUAGAAUCCUCAGUGUGCAUAGCCUUCCAAGGGCCGCAGAUGCUGAAACCAGACGUAAUCUCCCAAGUCGUUCUGCUUUGAAAUCUGUUCAGGCGCAAGCAACGGUUGUUUUCACUCCAACUCCAUCCUCUCAGCAAGAAGUCACCCCUGAUGGAUGCAGCAACGUUUCUAGGUCAACCAGCAAACGAGAGGAGUUUUUAAAGGUUGCCAAAACACUGUUUAACGAUGAGGCUCUAAAACCAUGCCCACGAUGCCAGUCGCCUGCCAGGUACAAUCCAAUGAAGAAACGAGGUCUCUGCAGUCGGGAAGAGUGCGCGUUUGACUUCUGCACACAGUGCUUUUGUGGUUUCCAUGGAUCUAAAGAAUGUGGCAGCAGGUUUGCAAAACGUUUGGGCAAUAAAGAAGGACCACCAGGAAGUGCUCAAAGCAAGCGGAAUUUGAAGAGAUUGUAAACUUGUGUAUAUAUGAAAACAUAUGAACCUUCCCUCCACUCCCCACAACCUCUUGGAGUUUUUGAGCUGCUUGUGCACCUGUACUGGAACUUUUCAAAGAAUUACUUGAUAUAUCAAUUUGUGCGCACUCUUUUCUAGCUAAUGAGUGAGGGAGGGGGGAGAUUUGGAAUGCAAGAUUACAAAAUCUCCCCCUUCUCUUGAUUCUAAACUGCAUAUCUGAUUUUAGUUUUUUUUUUCCCCUCAGUCUUCAGAAUAACCCUCUACCAUUUGAUAACACUCAAAAGAUGUGAUAAAAAACAACCUGCUUCAAAAUCACUGAUUUUUGUAAGAUUUCUUAAGGCCAACUGUUAAAUAAGGCAAUCCAAGAUCAAAGAAUAUAGGAUCAGAAAAGAUAAUUAUCAACUCACUGGACGAGUUUUACCAGCUUUUUGCUGUUUUAGAUUAAAUGAAUGGGGUAG
Messenger RNA from Carcharodon carcharias (great white shark), 2686 nucleotides. RefSeq names its product F-box only protein 43-like. Gene Ontology annotation, biological process: negative regulation of meiotic nuclear division; regulation of mitotic nuclear division. NCBI's taxonomy places the organism in Eukaryota, Metazoa, Chordata, Chondrichthyes, Lamniformes, Lamnidae. Gene Ontology annotation, molecular function: protein binding. The transcript is spliced from 6 exons. Bases 216 to 2228 code for a protein of 670 amino acids. The record is from RefSeq and is a predicted model, not a curated record. Gene Ontology annotation, cellular component: nucleus.